CUGUCUCAUUUCCUGCCCUUCAGAAUGGGCUCUGCGUGGGCCCCCUGGGUGACAGCUCUGCUAGUGAAUCUGAUCAGGCUAAAUUUCUCCAUGACYCAAGACAGAGACUCUCCAGAAGAUUUUGUGAUUCAGGCAAAGGCUGACUGUUACUUYACCAAUGGGACAGAGAAGGUGCAGUUUGUGGUCAGAUUCAUCUUCAACCUGGAGGAGUAUGCACGUUUUGACAGUGAUCUCGGAGUGUUUGUGGCAUUGACAGAGCUGGGGCUGCCUGAUGCUGAGCAGUGGAACAAUCGGCCUGAUAUACUGGAGAGGAGCAGGGCAUCUGUGGACAUGCUCUGUAGACACAACUACAAUUUGGGGGCCCCCUUCACUGUGGGGAGAAAAGUGCAACCAGAGGUGACAGUGUACCCAGAGAAGACCCCAUUCCUGCAUCAGCACAACCUGCUGCUCUGCUCYGUGACAGGCUUCUAUCCAGGGGACAUAAAGAUCAGGUGGUUCUGGAAUGRACAGGAGGAGAGAGCUGGYGUUAURUCCACUGGUCUUAUUAGRAACGGAGACUGGACCUUUCAGACYAKGGUGAURCUGGAAGUGASUCCUUCACCUGGAGAUGUUUACAGCUGCCUUGUUGAGCACCCCAGUCUGCCCAGCCCCGUUUCUGUGGAGUGGAGAGCUCAGCGUGAAUAUUCUUGGAAAAAGAUACUCAGUGGAGUUGGAGCCUUCCUAUUUGGGCUAACCUUCCUUCUGGUGGGGAUCAUCAUCCAUCUCAGGGCUCGCAAAGGAUCUGUGGAGACUCAGUCUGGUGAUAAGAUCUCAAGAGCUAUUCUACAGAAGCCAAACUCAGGUCCUAAUCAAAGCUUCUCUSCUGAAACCUGAAGUAGUGCUGUGGCUUAGGAAAGGACAUUGGARAGGUCACURUUCUGGGAAYGACUUUGUUCCAUGAUCCUUGGAAUCCUGUAUGGAUUUUGGAGUUUUGUGCUGUGAGAUCAUGCAUYCCCCACCCUCUGUCCUUCCUCUCAYUSUGUGCUUYAUUAGUUCCCAUUCCAAACACAUGGUCCAGAAACUUCCAGAAGACCUAACUCUUUCCAGUCCCCAAAUAUGCUUUUCUAGAGCCCAGC
Molecule: messenger RNA, 1115 nt
Organism: Urocitellus parryii (Arctic ground squirrel)
Lineage: Eukaryota; Metazoa; Chordata; Mammalia; Rodentia; Sciuridae
Source: RefSeq, a predicted model, not a curated record